This is a messenger RNA of Sporothrix schenckii 1099-18, 270 nucleotides long. RefSeq lists its product as uncharacterized. The record is from RefSeq and is a predicted model, not a curated record. The transcript has a single exon. Bases 1 to 270 code for a protein of 89 amino acids. NCBI's taxonomy places the organism in Eukaryota, Fungi, Ascomycota, Sordariomycetes, Ophiostomatales, Ophiostomataceae.
AUGGCGAUUGGGCGCUUCCGGGGCGAUGCCGGGGGCACGGCGGAUGGCCGCCGGAGGAUCGGAGGCCGGAGGAAGAGAAUUCGGAGGGACGUUGUCGCGUGCGACGAAAAAGCACUGCGCCGGCUGGAAUCGGCAGUUAUGCGCGCACUGGCGCAAAGAGUAAGCGUGCGCGCAGUAGAAAUCGAUGCUAGAUGGAUGAAUUUGGCAUCGUGUGGCGGUGAAAUCGAUGGUUUGCGAGGCGUGCGGCUGGAGGCUGGUGGUGAGUUUUGA